UCCACUUGAUGUCGCUUAUCUCUGCACGCGCAGCAGCAGCGGCUAGUAGGUAAAGUAGGUUAAGAAUAUAUUUUGCUGCUGUCCACAAGUUACGAAUUAUACGUCAGAAAUUUAAAUUCCAAUCUUGUCAAUGAUGGAUUACAAAGAUGAGCAGCGCAAUGAGAUCGAAGCCUUGGAGUCAAUUUAUUGCGGAGAACUGGAAAUUUUAGCGACGGAACCGUAUUAUAUAUUUGCUAUUCCGAUUAAAACGGAGGAAUAUGAACCAGAAACUGUGAACGGUCUCAGUUGUCGAUUAGAGUUUACGUACACGGCAAGGUAUCCAGAUGAACCGCUGGUCAUAUCAAUCACCGAGCAGGAAAACUUUGAGGAUGGAGAUGAUGAGAAUUUAAAAGCGCAUCUGGCAGAACAGAUGGAUGAAAAUCUCGGUAUGGUAAUGGUUUUUACGUUAGUUAGCGCAGCUCAGGAAUGGCUUAAUGUACAGUGGGACAAAAUAAAAUUAAAGAGAGAAGAAAGCGCUGCACAAAAACGGAGGGAGGAAGAGGAGGCAGAAAGAAAACGAUUUGAGGGAACCCGCGUAACCGUGGAAUCUUUUCUCAGUUGGAAAGAGAAAUUCGAUGAGGAAAUGGGUUACACAAAACGAAGAGAAUUGGCAGACCGUGAGGGAAAAAAGUUAACUGGAAAAGAAUUGUUUAUGACUGACAAAACAUUGGAUCAGUCGGAUCUGAAAUUCUUAGAUGAUGGCGAUGCUGUAAAAGUUGAUGAGAGCUUGUUCCAAAAUCUGGACGAUUUAGAUUCUGAAGACGAUGAUGAGGAUGACCCGGACUUUGAUCCAAAUAUAUCGGAUAAUAGUGCCUAAAUGAGUUUGAUUCAACGCGUUACUAAUGUAAACUGAUAUGUAGAAAAAAUCAGAAAAAUACUAAAUUAUUACAGAUAAAAUUAUUACUAAGGAAUGAAAUAAUUUUAUACUUCUGUAUAUAUGAAUUCUGUUCGUAAGUUUCCUUUAUUAAAGAAGAAUAUAUCUAUUUUAUAUUUAA
This is a messenger RNA of Ooceraea biroi (clonal raider ant), 1034 nucleotides long. RefSeq names its product RWD domain-containing protein 1. Gene Ontology annotation, molecular function: protein binding. Lineage: Eukaryota; Metazoa; Arthropoda; Insecta; Hymenoptera; Formicidae. The record is from RefSeq and is a predicted model, not a curated record.